UCCGUGUGCGGACAGUGUGCGUCGGACAUGAGCUCGGACUGCGAAAGUUACUACAGCAAAGAAAACGUGUUCGUGGAGGGCUUCACGUGUCCGAAGGCGGACAGUGACACCACGGCACUUUUCUGCUGCGGGUUCAGUGACCUGAAGUACUGCUGUGAUGACCCCAACAGCUUCUUUCCCUACGAGUAUGGAUACAUGUGGUGGUUGAGUCUUGGAGCUCUUGUGGGUCUCUCCGUAGCAGCCGUGGUUCUUCUCGCCUUCAUUAUCACUCUCUGCGUCCUCUGCUAUCUGUUCAUCACCACUAAACCCAGAGGUCUGGACAACGGGCUGCCGCUGCGGGCGCCAGGCUCCACAUCGAGUCCACAAGGACCGGGUCCGAGUCAUACCGGCGUCCCUGCUGGCCCUCAAGGCCUCAGGAAACACUUCCUGAGGGGCAAGCUGGACUGUGACAACCAGCCCCCGGACCCUGAUCGCCUUUUCCAGCGUUGCUUCAUGGCUACUGUGACGUCUAUCAACGUGGAGGGUCCUGCAUAGACGGGGACUAUUUGACCUGCUCCAAGCCUCUGCAAGCUUUCUUAUUAU
Molecule: messenger RNA, 582 nt
Organism: Chelmon rostratus (copperband butterflyfish)
Lineage: Eukaryota; Metazoa; Chordata; Actinopteri; Chaetodontiformes; Chaetodontidae
Product: protein shisa-like-2A
Exons: 3
Coding region: 28-534 (168 amino acids)
Source: RefSeq, a predicted model, not a curated record